This is a messenger RNA of Cucurbita pepo subsp. pepo (vegetable marrow), 2846 nucleotides long. RefSeq names its product transcription factor GTE4. The record is from RefSeq and is a predicted model, not a curated record. Gene Ontology annotation, molecular function: protein binding. Lineage: Eukaryota; Viridiplantae; Streptophyta; Magnoliopsida; Cucurbitales; Cucurbitaceae.
CUUUAGAGAGAGAAAGUCAUUUUUUUUCUUUUAGAGAGAGAAAGUGUGUGUGUUCGUAGAAGAGACUGCAAGAUCCGGUGGCAACAUAGGCACUGAACAACACACAAACCCUACUGUUCUCCAUUUUUUUUUGUUCUGUAAGCUUCCAGUUCAUCUUAUUUUUUCUGCAUGUUACAUGUGGGGUUUUUGAGUUUGUAGCUGUGUUGUUUUAGGGUUUGAUCGGAGGAAUUUAAACCUUGUUCGGUCUUUAGGGAUUUCGCUUUUGGUUUAAUCUUUCUAUCAUUUAGGAUAAAUUUAGGGAUUUCUCUGUGUUUUUAUCUUUUUCGAACAAGAUUUUCAGCUGGGAUGUUCUGUAUUAUUUGUUUAAUUUUGGGGAAUUUAGAUAUUUAGGGUUUUUGUUGAGUUUCAUGUAUGGCUUCGGGUCCUACAGUAGGUGAGGGAGACGGUGUUAGAGAGAAACAGAGAUACGUGGAAAGUAAGGUUUACACUAGGAAGGCCUUCAAGGGCCUCAGGAAGAACAACAAAAAUAAUACAAAUUCAAUUGCCGAUGCAGCCACUGCCGUAACCUCUGCCGUUGAGAAUAAACAGGAUAAUGAUAAUAGCCGAAAUAAGGAAACCUCUACUGCCCCGACUACCACGGCUGCAACCAACGACAUCGAUGACGCUAAUGCCAGUAGUCAUGUUAAUCAUGACAAUGAUAACGAUUUACCCCAGCCUCUUCCCUGUACAACGGUGACAGAGGACGAGAAUCCGACACAGAAGCAGCUCAUUUCGAGAUUUGAUGUGGCGUCUGAUGAUUCGUCAUGUCUUAAUCGCGAGCAGGUUGCAGCUGGGGAUGCAGUGCAGAGCACUCGAGACCAACCCUCUGGAAAUGGUGUUGUGGAAAAAGCUGUGGAAAAUGAGAAUAACAAUAAUUUGGCCUCGAGGUCCAAGCAGGAGGUGCGAGAACUACGGUGUAAGCUUGAGAGUGAGCUUGAGAUUAUAAGAAAUGUGUUGAAAAGAAUUGAGGCAAAACAGGGGGAGUUAAGUGAGUCUAGUAAUUUUCAUGGUUCGGCUAAUGAAGGGAUGAAUAAGGUUGCUGGAGACAAGCAGAUUCAUCCCGAGGUUGCUGGAGAUAAGCAGAUUCAUCCUGAGCUGUCUGCCAUUGGUGUGCCUCGUGAGCCUUCUAGGCCUCUGAAUCAAUUGAGUAUAUCAGUGUUGGAGAACAGUCAGGGUGUGAGUGACUAUGUGGAGAAAGAGAAAAGGACGCCUAAAGCGAACCAGUUUUAUCGAAAUUCAGAAUUCAUACUUGGAAAAGAUAAGCUCCCACCAGCUGAGAGUAAUAAGAAGGCAAAAACAAAUAUAAAGAAGCUGGGUGGAGGAGAAACAGUUCAUGGUUUCGGGCCGGGUUCCAAGUUUUUUAAGAGCUGCAGUUCACUUCUGGAUAAAUUGAUUAAGCACAAGUAUGGUUGGGUGUUUGAUGCUCCUGUAGAUGUGCAGAGUCUCGGUUUGCACGAUUACUAUACCAUCAUUAAGCAUCCAAUGGACCUAGGAACAGUAAAGUCUAAGCUGAACAAGAACUGGUACAAGUCACCCAAAGAAUUUGCUGAGGAUGUGAGACUUACAUUUCACAAUGCUAUGACUUAUAAUCCCAAAGGACAAGAUGUUCAUGUAAUGGCCGAGCAAUUAUUGACAAUAUUCGAGGAUAGGUGGAUUAUUAUCGAGUCAGACUAUAAUCGAGAGAUGAGGUUUGGACUAGACUAUGGGGCUUCUCUUUCGACGCCUACUUCUAGAAAGUCUCGUCUUCCACCACCACCACCUCUUGACAUGAGACGGAUAUUGGAAAGGUCAGAAUCCACAACAUAUCGUCUUGAUUCCAAGAGUAAACCUUUGAGCUCUACACCCUCAGCUAGGACACCUGCUCCAAAGAAGCCCAAGGCAAAAGACCCUCAUAAAAGGGACAUGACUUAUGAGGAAAAGCAAAAACUCAGUAAUAACCUUCAAAAUUUACCUUCAGAAAAACUGGAUGCCAUUCUGCAGAUAAUUAAGAAGAGAAACUCGGACAUUUUUCAAGAUGACGAAGAGAUCGAAGUGGAUAUUGAUAGCGUGGAUGCAGAGACACUCUGGGAGCUUGAUAGGUUUGUGACAAACUACAAAAAAAGUUUGAGCAAGAACAAGAGAAAAGCCGAGCUUGCACUUCAAGCACGAGCAGAUGAUGAGCACAAUAUUGCUCAGAAGGGCGACGCUGUGAUGGAUGUCCCGAAGGAAACUAAAGCAGAUGAUAAUAUCGUUUCAUCAUCGGUGCCUGUUCAAGGACAGGGCAAUAGUAGAAGUAGGUCAAGUAGUUCAAGCAGUUCUAGCAGUGGUUCUGGAUCUUCUUCUAGUGAUUCUGAUAGUGAAAGCUCUUCAGCAUCUGGAUCUGAUAAUGGGUCGUAAAGGGCUUCAAUAUUCUUCAGAUAUCAAUUUUUUUCAAGUCACUUCGGGUGGAAGGAACCCUCAGCUUUCCUGAUUGAAGCCAAAUCAGUGUCUUGCCCAGCACUGGUUGGAAAAGGCUUGAAGUCCAUUCAUUUUCAACCAGUGGCAAGCUGAGCUUUUGAUGUAGUAUUUGACGCAGGGCUUCGCUUCAUCCCCCCAUGCAGCCUUUGAUUCUGUCUCAAAUUUGUAUAAUAUUGGUAACAUAAGUAGUAAUCUGAUUGAUUAGGCCCCGUCUUGCGUAGCGCCUGUACAUUGCUAAUCCAUUGCUACCAUCUCUAUUAUUUUUUAGCACAGACAACACCCUUAAGAGUCUGUAAACCAAAUGUCAGUAGUAGGCAACAGGGUGUGGUUUUCAAUUAUAUUCACAAAAGGGUUUGAUGAAUAGCUUUUGA